Tigriopus californicus is the source of this 1981-nucleotide messenger RNA. RefSeq lists its product as uncharacterized. Gene Ontology annotation, molecular function: G protein-coupled receptor activity. The record is from RefSeq and is a predicted model, not a curated record. Gene Ontology annotation, biological process: G protein-coupled receptor signaling pathway. NCBI's taxonomy places the organism in Eukaryota, Metazoa, Arthropoda, Copepoda, Harpacticoida, Harpacticidae. The transcript is spliced from 4 exons. Gene Ontology annotation, cellular component: membrane. Bases 6 to 1604 code for a protein of 532 amino acids.
UCGCCAUGAGUGCGUGCAUUUACAUGAUCCUGGCCAUUGCAUUCAACCGAUACCAAGCCAUUUGUAAUCCAAUGCUGUACAGGCCCAAGGCAUUUGUCAGCUUCUUGAUCGUGGUGCUCAUCGCCGUAUCGACGAAUUUGGCUCGGUUUUACGAGUUUGAGAGCAUCCAGGAGGACAACAGCACCUACUUGGUGACCACCAUUCUCAACGAGAAUCCCAAUUUCGUGGUGUUUAAUAGCAAUUUUGAGCUCUUCACCACGGGACUGAUCCCGCUCUUCGCGCUAUGCUUCUACAAUUUUAUGAUCUACAUGCAAAUCAGGAAGUCAAAUUUCAUCAAGGGGCGAUUCGUCGGCUCCAGGAUGCGAUCCCAAUCCAAUCAGACCAACUCGGAUCUGGGAGGCGGGAUCGAAAUGGACGCACUGGGUCGGGAGAUCGGAUCUACCGGACACAACAAACGCAUUAUUCCACCCCAAAUCAGCUCCUAUCGAAACCUAAGGGAGGCGGAGUGUGCUCCAUUUCUCCAGCAUCCCAUGGAGAAACGUGGCAAUGCAAGAGGGAUUCAAUUUUUGCGAACUUCAUCCUCGCCCACGAGUUGCUCGUCGGUCCGAGACCCCAAGUCUCGGGCCUUCCUGGGCUCCUUGAUCCGGCCAUUCUCCCCGCCCUCCCACAAUCAGGAUCCCUCUCAUCAAUGUCAUCCCAAUUGCCCUUUUUACCUGGAGCACGCGGCUCCCUCGAUGAUGAGUCGAGGCCGAGGACGAGAAGGAGGCCGACAAGGAGGAGGUCAUCGAACUGGCCCUAAGGACUUGUUCUCCUCGGUGUCCUCGUCCUAUCCUCCUCGGCAGUUCUCGGUGUCCAACGGGGGCAGCCGAAAGCUGCUCAAAAGGUCGUCGAGUGGGUCGUCGAACUCAACGCGGGAAUCCCUCCGCCAUGGAACAUCUGGAUCCCGAACUAGAACAUCACUGGGACCUCGACGAUCUCUCGAGGGAAAUCAUCUGACUCAUCCGCCCCACUCGAUGAAGGCUGCUUCUACUGCUGCUAGUGGAACAUCUGCUUUGGGCCAUCCGCUAUCGUCAUCCCCUCCAUCACCCUCUCCAUGUCAUCCCCAUGCUCUUCCUCCUCCUUCUCCUCCUCCUCCUCUUCCUCCACUUGUUCAUGCCAUGAAUCAGAAGAAACGAUCGUCGUUUCGUGGCCCAAUUCGCAAGACUGCCCAACCCUACCGAAGGAAGACUGAGAAGUCCACUGCCAUCCUGCUUGGCAUCAUCCUCGUAUUCAUAUCGUGUCACGUCCUUAGAUUUAGUAUUCAACUUUACGAGGUGUUCGCUCAAGGGAACGGGGUGCACCGCCACUACAAGUAUUGCGAGAAGCUGGGCAAACUGCACACGCCCCUGGCCAUGCCCAUCUUGGCGAGUGUCAGCCACUUGCUCAUCAUCGUCAACUCAUCCGUCAACGUCCUGAUCUACUAUUGCUGUGGGGACAGAUUCCGACGGGGUCUGUGUCGGCUCCUUGAGCAUUUUCAUUCGGCCUGUCUGGCCGUGUUCUGGCCCCAACAAGCACGGACCAGGAAUGAACUCAAGCGGUUCAACUCGUUCUCGGAUUUCAAAUGAACCAUCAGCAACUAUUCCGAUGGGACGGUCGACAGUCCUCGAGCGGGGCCAGAACUUCGAGUUAUGAAUUAUGAUUGACCUCUAAUGUACGUACGUCCGUAACCACCUACAUACAUACCUAUCUUUUAUUCCGACUUGUGCAUAAUCCGUUGAUCAACGUACGUAAUAACUACAGUAUACAUCCAUUAUAUCAAACUCUCUUUAAGUCAGUGUGUCUUGUUCGAGUUCAUUAUCAGAAAGGCCUUGGCCAUUGAAUUAUCUGUCCUUGGUAAAUAACGAAUACAAAAUUUAUAGUAAAAAAAAAGCAGAUGUCAAGGCUUCCUUUCUUCCUUCAUGUGUCAUCAUUCGACUAAGACCACGAUCAAAACGUCUCUUCU